AUCUCAUCGCUGGCUUUUGAUCGUCUCCCUUCAGCCCUUCCCACGGAUCCUGAUCCAUCCCUUAAUCCAGAGCCGCAAUGUCUAUGACUGAUGUUCUCGCUGCUGCUGACAUCAAAAAUGCUGUGGGGGCCUUUGCAGCCGCUGACUCAUUUAACCACAAGAAAUUCUUCGAGUUGGUCGGCCUGAAGAAAAAGAGCGUCGAUGACGUCAAAAAAGUCUUCCACAUUCUCGACCAGGAUCGAAGUGGAUUCAUAGAAGAGGAUGAACUCAAGCUUGUAUUAAAAGGAUUCACCCCAGAUGGCCGCGCUCUCUCUGAUAAGGAAACCAAGACACUCCUCGCCGCAGGUGACAAAGAUGGAGACGGCAAAAUCGGAGUAGAUGAAUUCACAACACUGGUGGCUGAGUCAUAAACUGCUCAAACUUCAUACCUCAUCUGUGCACAUUGCCCCCCACACCCCCUUAGUCAACACUUUAUUUAUUGGUCCCAUUUUAUACUCCACCUUUGGUCCCUGUCUACUGGAUCUCCGUGCCGGAACAACAUAACAGCAUAACAGCAUAACAGUGCAAUAAAGGGCAAAGCCACCUCAAAAU
Messenger RNA from Xenopus laevis (African clawed frog), 591 nucleotides. RefSeq names its product parvalbumin S homeolog (gene pvalb.S). Gene Ontology annotation, cellular component: cytoplasm. NCBI's taxonomy places the organism in Eukaryota, Metazoa, Chordata, Amphibia, Anura, Pipidae. The record is from RefSeq and is marked provisional. Gene Ontology annotation, molecular function: calcium ion binding.